AUGACAGCAACUGAGAAUGGUCAGGCAAUCGACAAAGAUCUACCGGUGUGGUUGGACAGUGUAACUUUAAACAAGGCUAUUACCCAGCAAAUUGGAGACUUUAAGAAAAUUACAAAAAUUACCACAGAAAAUGAAGCCAAACAGGGUGAAAAUUAUUCAUCACUCAUUGUUCGCAUUAAGGCCGAGGCAGAAUUGGAGGAUGGUACCGUGAAACCCGUUGGAUUUUUCUUAAAAACUCAUCAUGUCAAUGAAAUGAUGUCCAGCAUAUUGGAGAGAUUGCGCCUAUUCCCCAAGGAGGAAGAAUUGUAUCACAAAAUAUUGCCCAAAUUUGUGCAGUUAUAUGCUGAUGCUGGUAAAACGGUACAAUUUGCUCCCAAAGCAUUUACUUUCGAUCGUGAUAAUGGCAUGGAAUAUGUCCUCCUAGAAGACUUACAAACGAAACAAUUUAAAAAUGCCAAUCGCCUCGAGGGUCUAGAUAUGGAUCACAUGAAGGAGGUCCUCAAAAAAUUGGCUGAAUUCCAUGCUGCCUCAGCAUGCUACGUUGAACAUUAUGGUACAUUUGGUGAUGAUUUCAAUGUGGGCAUUUACAGCGCAAAAAAUAAAGAUUUGCUAAAGGAAUUCAAUAAUUCUGAGGCCUUUUUGGGUCAACUAAAAAAAUGGAAAAAUUGUCAACAGUAUUAUGACAAGUUGAUGAAUUCCGAUGAAUAUCUGGUUGAUCGCCUCUUGGAAGAUCAACGUGUCGACAAUCGCCAAUUUAAUGUCCUUAAUCAUGGAGAUUUGUGGACCAAUAACAUCAUGUUCCAAUAUGAUGCCUAUGGUAAAAUCAAACAAACCUUGUUUGUCGAUUUCCAAGUCAGCAAAUAUGGCUCCCCUGCCAAUGAUCUUUAUUAUCUGAUACUUUCGUCGGCCAAGAAGGAAAUCAAGACCUCCCAAUUUGAUUAUAUGGUACGAUUCUAUUAUGAUAAUUUGGUGGAGAAUUUGAAAUUGUUGCAAUAUCAUCGUCCCAUCCCAAAAUUGACGGCAAUUCAUGCAGCUCUCCUAAAGAAUGGUCUGGCUGCUUAUAUGGUCGUAUCCAAGGUAUUGCCCAUUGUCAUGUUGGGAAAAUCGAAUGAUGCCAAAUUAGAAAAUUAUAUUUUCGAUGAAUCAAAAUUGAAGGCUGAUAUGUAUGGAAAUCAUAAAUAUAGUCAGGCAAUGAUGGAACUUUUGCCUUGGCUAGAUAAUCGUGGAUUAUUGGACUGGAAGUGA
This is a messenger RNA of Musca vetustissima, 1245 nucleotides long. RefSeq lists its product as uncharacterized. The record is from RefSeq and is a predicted model, not a curated record. NCBI's taxonomy places the organism in Eukaryota, Metazoa, Arthropoda, Insecta, Diptera, Muscidae. The coding region runs from base 1 to 1245 and encodes 414 amino acids. The transcript has 4 exons.